Molecule: messenger RNA, 2445 nt
Organism: Parascedosporium putredinis
Lineage: Eukaryota; Fungi; Ascomycota; Sordariomycetes; Microascales; Microascaceae
Source: the annotation of a GenBank genome assembly
AUGGCGAGCCACGAUAAGGAUGCGGACUUUGCCGACUUUGGCGAUGCUCCGGUCGUCGCCGACACCUCGCCUCCUCCCGUAGCUGGUCUCGGCAUCAACCCAUCGAGCAGGCCCUACACGAAAUGGUACAACGUCCAUGAGCGCCACUCCUUGAGCGAGUUCCGCCUGGAGGGCUACAUCAUUGGCAUCAUUGCCAUCCUUCUCGCCUUCCACCUCUACGGCUCGCGCAGGAACCGGUCCAAGGCCAAGAACUUCAUGGCCAAGCACCUCGGCGUCCUCAAGCGCGAGUUUGCCCAGGUCGGCUUCGGCGGCGAGAGCCACAUUCGCGAAAAGUCCCUCUUCGAGUUCGAGGCCUACGCGACUGGUCGCCAGAACGUGGCCUUCCUCGACAUCAACCUGGUGAUGAAGAAGCGCUUCAACCCCAUCCUCGGCGGUGUCGAGGAGGCCAAGACCGUGCCCUCGAUCCCCGGGAACGAGCCCAAGGUUGAGAAGUCGAGCUACGACGGCUUCGUCUGGGCCGUCGUCAACAAGAACUGCAUGCAGGCCGUCCGUGAUGAGCGCUACGAUGCCUCCAUCACCUCGACCAAGGACAACUCCAACCUUCCCCCUUGGCUUACUGUCAUGAGCGAGAGCGCUGAGAUCACCAACCUCCUCUUGACUCCUGAGCUUGCCGAGGCUGCGAAGAAGGCUGGUGAUCUCCUCGAGUAUCUCCUCAUCUCCGAUCAGCCUACUGAUAAGCCUGUCACCCUCGAUGACACCGCGCCCCGCAAGCGCGUCUUUAUCCGAUACCGACUGCCCUCGAAUGAUCAGGAGUAUGAGGAUAUCCUCCCCAUCUUCUCCUACUUCCUCCGCCUUCCCGACGUCCUUGUCAAGAAUGCCCACUUGCGGCCUGAGGUUCUUCGCAAGGUCCGCGCCACCCGUGACGAUGCCAUCUCUCAGAUUAAGAAGGCCGACGAUGACCUCAAGGCUGAAGAGCGCUACCUCGAGCGCGAGAAGGCCAAGAAGGCUAAGCGCGAUGAGCAGCUCAAGGCCAUGGAUGCUAAGACUCAGAAGAAGUUUUGGAGCGCGAGCGGGCUCAUCAUUGGAGCGGCUCUUUGCCGAGUUACCCCCAGCCCGGUGCGAAGACUAGGCAGGGAGAAGAAGGCGGAUUCGCGCAACAACGCGGGAAACAUCCAGGAACUGACAGAGUUGGUGGCCUCUGUGACAAUACAGGAUAAGAAGGAGGAGGUUCAGGACGAAAUAGCGAGGCAACCACAGGAACAGCAGCAAACAGAAGAAGAGCCCGUCAAGGUGGACGCGCCGAAGACGAGGCGAGGGGCCAAGAAGGAGCAGAUGAUCACGGUGGUCGAGCCGCCGGCCGAAGCGCAAGACGAGCCGAGCAUGACGGAAGGAGUCGAGGAAGGGCUCCGCAUCAUCUCGUGGGACGACGUGUGCCCGUUUGGCGACCGGAUCGAAAAGAUUGCGGAGGCGUCCUACGCAGAGGUCUACCGCGUGACCAACGAGCGCGGCAUCAGCAUCAUCAAGGUGAUUCGGCUCAAGUCGCCGAUCCGGGCGCAGACCAAGGCGCAGGAGCGGUCGGGGCUCGUGGACGAGGAGCCGCACGACGAGGAAGACCUGAUGGGCGAGCUCCAGAUCUCGGAGUGGCUGGCCGACAUACCGGGCUUCGUGGUGUACAAGGACCGCUACAUCGUGCGGGGCAAGGCGCCCAAGGCGCUGGUGGAGACGCACCAGGCGUUCCAGCGCAAGGUCAAGCGCAAGGAUCCGGACCGGUUGCAGUUUUACCCGUCGCCGACGCGGUACCUCGAGGGGACCAAGUUUUUGGUCGUGGAGCUGGGGGACGCGGGGACGGCGCUGGAGGAUUUUGGGCUGGUGAGCGUGGAGCAGGUGUGGGAUGUGUUUUUGCUCGUGGCGAUUGCGCUUGCGCGGGCGGAGGAUCUGAUUCUCUUUGAGCACCGGGAUCUGCAUGAGGGUAACCUCUGUAUUCGCCAAGUUGACGCCCCUAAACCGCGAAACCCGGCUCUCCCGGACGUUCGGUUCGGGUAUUCAGGCCUCGACAUCACCAUCCUCGACUACGGUCUCUCCCGCGCUGAGGACCCUUACGCGGCGGAAGAUUUCUACUACGACGAGGAGGACGAGGCUGAGGACGACUCGGUCCCGCCGCCCUGCCUGCCGCCCGAGAAGCACGUGGAGCCGUACGCGCGGGCGUUUGACGGAGCGCCCAUAUCGUGGGCGGCGUUUGCGCCGUACACCAAUGUGCUGUGGCUGGCGUACAUUUACGAGUACCUGCUGGACCGUUUUCUCGCGUGCGGUGGUAGCAGCAGCAGCGCCGCGGAGGGCAAGAGGGAGCUGGCGCGGUUUAAGCGGGAGACCAAGGAGCUGUGGGCGCACCUGAACCCGGGGGCCAAGGCGGGCACGCCGACGUUUGGCAGCGCGGGGACGUGGUGA